GUGGAUACAUGCACUGGUGUCUUGAGGAACGGUUCGGUGUGUGAGAGUGUUGCUCCCUUUCCAACAGUCAUCACCACCAGGGGCACUGCAAUGAGCGUCGAAUGGGUAAGUCUUGACAGUAACUAAAAUUCCCAACGAAUGGUAACAGACAGCACAGUAUAUGCAUUGUGAAUUUAUAAGGCUACUCUUUCUGACCACUAGAUCUGCCCUAAUGGACAUUGCCUAUGGCGGUGGAACUCCCAGCCUGUGUUGAAGUUUGGCAUGCAGGCCGGGGACUUUCUACUUUCCUCAAACAUCUUGCUGUCUGGAAACAACUACGCUAAAGUUGCUCUCCUCCUCAAGUUUAUGAACAUCCGAAUGGUUAACCCGACCACCCACUACACAAUCCAGGACACGUACUGUGUUGACACCAUCAAAGAAUACUGGGAAGAGAAGAGGUCUGAGGCCAUCAGCCGACUUCAAGGGAAAGAUGUUGUGCUCUUGGGUGAUGGCAGAAAUGACUCACCAGGGCAUUCGGCACAAUACUGCAGCUACACAACCAUGGAGCUUGAUUCGAAGGAAAUUGUCUAUGUGGCCACUAUAGACAAGCGGCAGACAAACUGGAACUCCAAUAUCAUGGAAAAGGAAGGUUUUAUCCAGACUGUGGAAAAACUAACCCAUGAGAUAAAGGUAGUGGAAUUCUGCACAGAUGCCCAUGUCCAGAUUGGAGCCCUUUUGAACCCAGACAAAGGCAGAUACAAGGAGCUCAGGAUUCACCACAGCCUGGACAUUUGGCAUGGUGCCAAAAACCUGUCCAAAAAAAUUGCUAUUGCAGGAAAGUUGAAAGGCCAGUCUAUUCUCCUUCACUGGUUGAGGGAUGUAGUCAACCAUUUCUGGUGGUGCUGCAAGACAGCAGAUACAUUUCAGCAGUUUCUUGCACUUUGGAUUGGGGUUCUCCAUCAUGUGUGCAACCAUCACACCUGGGAGACUGGAAGCUGCCAACAUGAUCACCUGGAAUACACUCACGAAAAGCAGUGGAUUGAGAGGGAUUCCCACAGCCACAAAGCACUAGUGAACAUUGUCCUCAACAAGCGCUGGCAGAAGGAUGUCCACAAGUAUCUGCGCUUCAGAUCAACAGCACACCUUGAGUCAUUUCAGAAUCACAUUCUGAUGUAUGCCAGCAAGCGCCAGGCCUUCACUCCCCGAGGGUAUGACUCAAGAGUUUUGCUCGCAGCUCUGGACUACAAUUUCCACCACAAACGGCAAACUUACAGGACAGCUGAGGGCCAACAAGUUCUUAGGAAGAAGUACAAUAAGAAUGCCAGAAGAUACAGCCUCUACGCCUUAAAAUGUGAGAAAUCAUAUGAUUACAUCCCUGAGUUGCAAGUGCGUAUUGUGAAUGGAAGAGUUGCAAGCGGGGUUGGGAUGCCACGAAAGAGGACCCUACGCCCGGAUGACCCAAGGCAGCUUGGUGUUGUGCCCCCAAUACCUCCACCACCGAUGUCAGAGUUGGUACGCACGCAUGUCAGCAGAGGCCUAGGAUCAGCCCUCGAUGCUGCUAGCCACAUGGAGGCCGAUUGAGCAGUUGUUUGGUGUUGCUGGUGUUUGAGGUGUAAAUAUUUUUGUAAAUAUUAAUAAAUCACUUUUGUUUUUCAAAAAAACAUAAAUUUCAUCGUAUUGUUCAUGAAAUUGCUAUUGAACCUUAUUUUGAUAUUUUUCUCGAUCCCUAGUGUAGAACAAAUACAAC
This is a messenger RNA of Gadus macrocephalus (Pacific cod), 1726 nucleotides long. RefSeq lists its product as uncharacterized. NCBI's taxonomy places the organism in Eukaryota, Metazoa, Chordata, Actinopteri, Gadiformes, Gadidae. The record is from RefSeq and is a predicted model, not a curated record. The transcript is spliced from 8 exons. Bases 262 to 1560 code for a protein of 432 amino acids.